Messenger RNA from Gongylonema pulchrum, 306 nucleotides. The record is from the annotation of a GenBank genome assembly. NCBI's taxonomy places the organism in Eukaryota, Metazoa, Nematoda, Chromadorea, Rhabditida, Gongylonematidae.
AUGGCUGCUCCGAUCAUGUUCGGCUUCAACAUCGUCGCUGUAUUCGAUAUUCACACAAUUCAUUGUUUGCGAGACGGGGCUGACGUCAUAAUCAAGCAUCUCAUCGCUGCUCAAAAAACAGCAGUGCGAAAUAUUUUAGCGAAUGCACUGAGUCGAAUUACCUACUUUCGAGUUGCGUUGGUUGGCGAAACUGGCUCGGAGAAGAAUAAUGUGCGACGCGCCUAUGUGCAGCUCAUCUCAAAUCAGCAGAAUCAAGCUAAAGCCGAUAAUGCCCCGGUUUGUGAAUUCGUUUCCCGGAAAAAGUGA